Molecule: messenger RNA, 2236 nt
Organism: Rhopalosiphum padi (bird cherry-oat aphid)
Lineage: Eukaryota; Metazoa; Arthropoda; Insecta; Hemiptera; Aphididae
Exons: 7
Coding region: 1040-2143 (367 amino acids)
Biological process (GO): RNA polymerase I preinitiation complex assembly; transcription elongation by RNA polymerase I; nucleolar large rRNA transcription by RNA polymerase I
Cellular component (GO): RNA polymerase I complex
Molecular function (GO): DNA binding
Source: RefSeq, a predicted model, not a curated record
UUUUUUCGAGAUCUGUAGGACAGUUGCAUUAUUCAUUAAUUUAAAUUGUCACUGACAAAGUGUCAAAGUUUAUAAUAUGACGUGAUAUAUUUUGAUCGGUUAUAACUACAAUAACUCUCUGUACAUAGUUUAUAAUAUAUAUAUUAUUUUUAGCAAACUGUAAUGAAAUGUUUCUCUUGAUAAAUAUAAUUUUUUUAUUGCCGACCGAUUUAUCCGGUUAUUCGACCUUUUAGUUAAUUUUGACUGUAACCCGAGCUGACAGGGGCGGCCUGCUAUAAGAAUACUAGGAGUGACUACUCCUGUCCCGAAAAUAGGAAAAAAAAUCGUUUUAAGUUGAACAGGUUUAAUCAUAAUUCAUAACAGAAGAUUAAUCAUUUAAGUAAAAAUAAGUGUAUCUAAAUCAUAAAUUUUAAAAGUUAAUAAAAAUUUAACUUAAGAACAACCUAAAAAGUAUUACAUUGGUCCAAGUAAAUUUAGUUUGUGUGUGUGUGGGUGGGUUGUUUUGAAGACUCAAGCCGCCACUGCGAGCUGUAAACUUAAUUCCGAAUAGUUCUCGCUGUAUACCUAUGUCGUGCGUAUUGGUAAUAAUAACAAUGAUGGAGUGUUUUAAAACCAGCCACGGUAAAGAUUUUUUUAUGUUUUAAAAUAUAUAUAAUAGAUAUGUCUGUGAACAGUGUGAACAUUUCAAAAAUUAAGUGUUUUAUAUGACGUAAUAUACAUUUUUUUCCGGAUUAUCUUGUCCGGGUAUGAAAUUAUAACGGAGGCAGAUUUUUCGUACAUAUGGCAUUUUUUCACGGGGAUCAAUUGUCGUAGAUCUGAUACGAGUUUGUAAAUAGUGAUAAGGCGAAACGCUCUGGCCGCCGGCCGGACGAUUUACUUACUACUGACUGCUUAUGAUACAGCUAAAGCGAACGUGAGAUUGUUACUGUACACUGUACAGUUUUGGUGUAAGCAAUAAUAAUAUAAACAUACGCGUUUGAAACACCUAUUCUUUAAUUAAUUCUUCUCGCACGUUUCGUCGGCGCGUGGAGACCGUGCCAUGGACAGCAUCGUGGAGCACGUUUAUGCGGAACCCAACAUACCACCAGUAAUCGCAAUUACGGAAGUGGGCCAUUUGAAUUCAUCAACACUUUUAGAUUGUGGUAUGGCAAUUGAGAAUACAUCUAAUAGACCCAUAUUAAAAAUAUUUAAUCAACAUGGUGGUACAGUUGAAGAAGAAGAUCCUAGUAGAAAGGAUAAUGGAAAAAAAUACUUAAUUUUGAGAAAUAAAAAAACAAAUAAGGUUUUAGUUUAUGGUACCAAAGUAACUUAUCUUAAAAAGCCAGAUUACUUUAAAAUGAAAACGUUUGAAGAUCAGACAUUGGCAGAUAAAAAUCAAGAAUUUAAUUUAGUAUUUGGAACUAAAAAGUCAUCACGUAUUUCAAAGUCUAAGGUUAAUAAUACCAUUGAAGUUCCAACAGAUGUCUUUGAAAACAUUUCUUUUUCUUCGGAUGCAUUGCAACCAUCAUUUUCUCAGACCAAUGAAUUUUUAGUAUAUUUACCAUUGGGAUGUAAUCGUUUUUCUAGUAAAUUAGAAACAAUUUAUCCAGUUUCUACAUUAUUGCUCGAAAAUGAAAUAGACUUAAUGACUGAUUAUGCUAAAGAAGUAAUAAGUAUGUUACCGAUUACCAGUGACAAUGAGGAUUUAUCAUCAUUUUUCAUAACAAAUUUGAAUAGACUAUCUCAUAAAAAUAUUCAAAAUAUCUGUCUCCUUACCUUUGCUGAUGGACUGAUAGAAUUGUUAAGAGCAAAAUCAGCUGAGUUGAAUUUUAUGAAUAUUGAAAUUUACCCAAAUUCCGAAGUAAUAAAUGAUAAGGUGUUGGAUAAUUUUGUUGAAUACAGUAUAACUGGCAGAGAUUUGACAUCUAAGAUGAAGGAUAAAGCUGUGUGUCAUAUAAUUAUAAUCAUGAUGUUAAUCAACAUGUAUUCAUUUGACUUAAGUUGGAUAUCAUCAUUUCUUCCAUCAAGUAGCCAAAAGAGAUUGACAUUACUGAUGAAGGUAGUAGGAGCAUCACUAAUGAGAGAUGAUCCAACCAAGUACACACUAAAAAUUCCAUUAGCAACUCUACCCGCAUUUCAAAAACUAUCAAAAAAAAGUCGUUAAUAAAUAACUAAAUUUGAAUUUGAAUUUAUACUUAUUAAUUGUUGGCAAGUGCUAAUGUUGUUUUUAAUAAAAAAAUAAACUAUUUUUAACUUA